AGCGGCUACAUCUGGAGCUUUACUCUGAUCAGUCACAGCAGACGGGCAAUCAAAGAUGAAGCCAACGGAGGGAGACGAGACACCGCUGAGGAUAAAUGCGUUCACCGUCAUUCCAAAACAGAAAUAUCGAAGAAGUUGCAGGCAUCUGCCACCCAAGAAAGAUGACGACGGGCUGGAAAGUCUCCACCUACAGAAUAGCUGCGGCUACUUCCAGAUAAUGCCGCUGGAGAUUUUUCACAAAGUCUUGUGCUAUCUCUCAGUGAGCGAUAUCAGCGUUCUGAGCAUGACGUCAAAAGUGGUCAGCACUCUCGUGGUGGGUUACAUUGCCACUAACUCCGGGAUCACACGACUUUUACUGCAGGGGUUUCACUCGACAGACAUUUCGAAGAAAUCGCUCGUCAUCAAACACUACAGAUCAUUAGGCUUGCUAUUUAAGAGAUGUACCCUCCUGUUGCCCACUAAGCAGAGACUAAAGUUUGCACAUAACCAGUUGUUCAAGAAUCCAUGCUUCAGGAUAGGCGGCUGUACCACGCUUGUAGAAUGUUCUGGAUUUGCCUGUUUUGGAACAUUAUUACAGACCCUGAUCGCAGGCUGGGACGAGCUCGAAUGCAAUCGCGUGUUUAACUUUCUGAACGAAACCGCGAAUCUACCACGGAAAAUGCAAAGCGUCGUAUGCAGCAGGCCAGGUGCGACCAAGAAACUGGAGUUGCAGGUCCGGCUAUUCUACCGACGAGUUCUCUUAGAUCACUGGGAGCAUCAGCAUGAUACGGCUUUCUGGCUAACCCGCAUCCUAAAGCCAUGGCCAAUAGUCAACCAAGCAAGACUGCUGUAUUUACUCUAUGGGCCUAUGUUCAUUACUGAUGGUGGUCAGAUUCAGUGGCAUCAGAUGACUCAAAUACCCGCCAAUGAGGAAAGCGUGAAGGAUUUGGCGGUGGCAGUCAGACUGCUGCAUGAACACAAAAAGGAAUGGACAGCUGAUGACAUCUUCACCCUGUUGGAGGAAUUAGCAGGUUUCCCUCAAGAGUGGCUCCUGGAGAAUUGUGCCCGGCUUCUGAUAUGUUGUGGCAACAACAUGUGUUUUACUUUUCUGGCCAAUAAAGCUGUGAAUGGGAGGCUAAAUGAGCUGGCCACACUCAUCGUUUUCCUGUCUUUGGUAUGUGAAAAGGAUGGUUACUGCAUGGACUGGGCUGUAAAAAUGGUGCAGAGAAUCUGUAAGGUGAUAGCUAACAGUGAAAGCAGGUGGAACUUUCUACAGGCAAUCGAGAAGGUCUAUGCUCGGGUGACCAUAGACAUGAUCGAGUCCAUAUUGUUUAGUGGCCUCGAAGGGGAUGAAGGCAUCACCUACAACAUGUACAACAUGGUGAAUGCCCAAGCUGAGUUUCACAAAGAGAUCAUGCUUCGUGCCUUCAACAACGUACUCACAUGAAAGGCAUUUUGGGAACAGCAAUCACUGCCUUAAUACACAUGUACACACUCGCAUAUAUUAUACAGCACCUACGUUGUGGUCGAAUUGAACCAGCUUCUGUUUUGUUUGCUUUUCACAAGAGAUCGAAUAACCAAAGAUUAUUGGGUUUAUGGUCUUUUAGACGCAGAGAGAGAAAAACAAUCCCCACACACUGACUGUUACAGAAACCGUGCUCGGGUUGACUACAGAAACAAAGUUUGUAGACUGAACAGACCACCAGCUGCUAUACCCCCAGUAAACCCACACACAAGGUAGAUACCAAUUCACGGUCUCUAGAGGCACCGAUUUAUGCAUUUAUUCCUUUUGAAAGGAGCCUAGUUUUGAUUAACUAAUUUCCCUGUCCUAUUUUUUAUUAAUUCUCACCAUCUCUCCUUUGAUACCACCCACACACGCCAUUGCCUAGCUAAGAGUGGGAGAGAGAGAGAGGUGGUGGCGGUGUUUGCAACCUGCUUCUAGGCUCCCACCAAUACAUUGGCUCAAGAUGUCCGAUAGGAGCAAGUCCAGCUUGACUUUUCCCUCCCAUCGUCCCUUGACUUCUGCUCACCAUUUUUCCCAUGAAUUAAUACGGCUGAAAUCAGGACCUUGUUGGAUGAGAAAUCAAAGCCACGCAGUCUGUAGUAGAGCUUCAAAGCAUCGCUUCACCACAACACCAAAUACAUUUAUUAGUCCUGUCAUUUUCCCAGUCAAAUCAAAUUUAAUAAUUAAUGCUUUCACUUAACUGAGCCCCAGUUAACUCGUCUCUUGUUUGGGAGAAAUUGCAACUGUGCUUUUGUCAGCAGUCUUUAUUGUUUUUGCUGCUGUUGGUUUCCGUACAUCGCGGGAAACUAGAAAACGUCAGAGGACUUAUCCUGAAAUUGUACUCUUCCAACAAUAUCGUUCAGCCACACCGCAGUUGGGUUCUCAUUGCGUUAAUUGCCAACUGGGAUAAGAAAAAUCUAAAAUGUUUCUAGAUUUUCAUGUACUUGCAGUCGACCUGUAAAUAAGUGACUUGACUUGCUGAUCACAGCCGUCUCGUCUCGGGUAAUUAAUUAAUAGCUUCUCUUAGGUGAGUGCGAAACUUGGUCUCUCAUACACUGUACAAAUGUUUUCGCGUUGAAACACCCAAGUAACACUGAAUUCCCAGCGAUAUUCUCGGUUCCACGUACUGAGUCUGACAUACCUCUUCUCUUCGCCCUCUCCCCACACCCCCCCCA
Callorhinchus milii (elephant shark) is the source of this 2658-nucleotide messenger RNA. Its product is annotated as F-box only protein 47. The transcript has 11 exons. The coding region runs from base 56 to 1426 and encodes 456 amino acids. The record is from RefSeq and is a predicted model, not a curated record. Lineage: Eukaryota; Metazoa; Chordata; Chondrichthyes; Chimaeriformes; Callorhinchidae. Gene Ontology annotation, molecular function: protein binding.